Messenger RNA from Theobroma umbraticum, 1402 nucleotides. Its product is annotated as alpha/beta-Hydrolases superfamily protein. NCBI's taxonomy places the organism in Eukaryota, Viridiplantae, Streptophyta, Magnoliopsida, Malvales, Malvaceae. Gene Ontology annotation, molecular function: catalytic activity. The record is from RefSeq and is a predicted model, not a curated record.
CUUGAUUUUUGUCGCCUCUAGUUUUAGUCUAAAUUGCAUGGCUGUCAGUGCGUGUUGGGGAUCAGUUACGAGCAUGCACCACUCACUUCAUAGAGCAGGGUAAAGAAAAAUGCUGACCCUCACGGCCAGCCCCAUGCCGACGUUGUUCCCGAAACGCAAAAUCCAACGGCGGGGCCGAUUCGCCAUUCUCGCUGCGGAUGAGUUCCCUCCAUUUCUACCGAAACAAGUGGAACAAAUCAAAGACCCGUUUGCUCGAAAACUCGCCACCCGAAUCGAGAGACUGCCCGUCAAGGUUAGCUUCUCGGAAAGUAGGAUUAUGAGUAGUUGUGUGAAGCCAUUGGUUCAGAGCAAGCAAAGUCCAUUGGUUCUUCUCCAUGGCUUUGACAGUUCUUGUCUAGAAUGGAGAUACACAUAUCCAUUGCUUGAGGAGGCUGGUUUGGAAACUUGGGCUGUCGACAUUCUUGGCUGGGGUUUCUCUAAUUUAGAAAGACUUGGGUCUUGUGAUGUGCAGUCUAAGCGUGAGCAUUUCUACCAGCUUUGGAAGUCAUACAUCAAAAGGCCGAUGACAUUGGUUGGACCAAGCCUGGGCGCCGCGGUUGCAGUUGAUUUUGCAGUCAACCACCCAGAAGCUGUUGAAAAUCUUGUUUUGAUCGAUGCAAGUGUAUAUGCAGAAGGCACGGGAAACCUAGCAACGCUACCCAGAGCAGCAGCCUAUGCUGGGGUAUCUCUAUUGAAGAGCUUCCCGCUACGCUUAUAUACAAUCUUUUUGGCAUUCAAGGGUACAUCAUUCAGCACCAGUUUGGACUGGACUAAUAUUGGUCGUUUGCAUUGCCUGUAUCCUUGGUGGGAGGAUGCAACUGUGAAUUUUAUGAUUAGUGGUGGUUACAAUGUCAGCAGACAGAUAGAUCAGGUGAAGCAGAAGACACUUAUCAUAUGGGGUGAGGAUGACCAGAUUAUUAGCAACAAGCUAGCAGUGAGAUUGCAUUGUGAACUGCCAAACUCAAUUAUACGCCAGAUACCCGAUUGUGGUCAUCUUCCUCACGUGGAAAAACCAGAUUCUGUUGCCAGAAUAAUCUUGGAAUUUGUGCAGGAUUACUGCCAAAAAGAGGCUCAGUUUGUCCUAAUGUAAUGAAGGUGUAUAUUCUGCCUCUCUGCUUCAACCAUAUUCAGAUUGGGUUUUCGCUGUAAUGCUUGAUCUGAUCAGUCUUACCUGCAGUUUUAAUGGUCAUAACAUUUGUCACUUUUGUAAAGGGUUAACAGUUCUGAUUUCAUCUAUUGUACUUCAAAAGCAGCAAGUGAUCCUUCCAACAUUUGUCACUUUUGUCUUGGCAAAAGAUUAUGUGAGAUAAAAAUUUCAUCAUAGUCGUUUUGCUUCCUAAGUCAUAUGGCUUGACAGAAGUUG